AUGGUGAGUGUGCAGAGAAUUUUGGUGUGCAAUUACUUGCUAAUAUCAUUAGCUGUUGUUCUGGGUUUGCUCACAAAUGGUUCAUGUGCGGAAGAUAAGCUUGUGAAUCUGACGAUGUUGAAGAUGUUCGUGGAUGAGCUUCCUGAUAUGCCCAAAAUCAAGGCCUUCCAUCUUGUCAAUGGUGUCCCCAAACCCAAGUCACUCAAGAUUGGCAUGUACAAGAUUAACUGGAAAUUCCACAGAGACCUUCCCCCAACGCCAGUGUUCGCCUACGGCACACGUUGGAGAACAGCAACAGUGCCUGGUCCAACAAUUGAGGCCCUCCACGGAAUUGAUACCUACGUGACGUGGAUGAAUCGCCUCCCUUCAAAGCACAUUCUGCCUUGGGAUCCAACCAUUCCAACGGCCCGAGCUGCCACUAACGAGGGCGUUCCUACUGUGGUGCACGUACACGGUGCCAUCGAUGAACCCGCGAGUGAUGGAAACGCAAACGCAUGGUUUACCGCUCGAUUUGAAGCCCGUGGCCCACUUUGGUCCAACCGUAAAUAUCACUACCGCAAUCAGCAACAUCCUGGCAAUCUAUGGUACCAUGAUCAUGCCAUGGGGUUGACUCGAGUCAACCUCCUCGCUGGCUUGAUUGGGGCCUACAUUAUUCGCCAUCCUCAAGUUGAGGGCCCACUUGAUCUGCCCCGUGAUGAAUUCGAUCGUUCGUUGAUCGUGUUCGAUCGUAGCUUUCGCACCGAUGGUUCCAUAUACAUGAAUUCCACGGGAAACAAUCCCUCCAUACACCCACAAUGGCAGCCCGAAUAUUUUGGCGAUGCAAUUAUUGUGAAUGGAAAGGCAUGGCCCCGGCUUACGGUACGCCGCCGUAAAUACAGGUUUCGAAUUAUCAACGCUAGCAAUGCGAGGUUCUUCAGGUUCUUCUUCACCAACGGUUUGAGAUUUACCCACGUGGGGUCUGAUUCAGCUUACCUUGGGGAACCGGUUGAGACCAAUGACAUUUUACUGGGGCCAUCUGAGAUCACAGACGUGGUGGUUGACUUUUCAAAGUCAAAGAACGAUAAUGCUAUCCUAGCCAAUGAUGCACCGUAUCCUUACCCGUCUGGUGACCCUGUCAACGACGCGAACAGUAAGGUCAUGAAGUUUUUCGUCGUUGGCAAUUCAGCUGUUGACACGUCGCGGAUUCCAAAGAGGCUAAUUUCCUACCCUGUCCCUGAUUUAUCCAGUGUGUCCCGCACCCGAUAUAUCGCUAUGUACGAGUACACGAGCGACAUUGAUGAGCCGACACAUCUUUAUUUGAACGGGAAACCGUAUGAGGCGCCGGUGACUGAGAUCGCAAAAGCAGGGACCAGCGAGGUGUGGAACGUGAUCAAUUUAACGGAGGACAAUCAUCCCUUACACAUCCACUUGGGACUGUUUGUUGUAUUGGAACAGAGGGAGUUGGUGGAUGUGGAGAAGUUCAAAGACUGUAUGAACAACACAAACGACGCCGUCAAGUGCAAUAUAAGCAAGUAUGCACGUGGCAAAAACAUAGACGUGCCAGCGUACGAGAAGGGGUGGAAGAACGUAUUCAAGAUGAGACCCGGGUCAGUGACCAAGAUUCUUUUGAGAUUUGCUUACCUACAUACAAAUACAUCCUACGAAUUUGAUCCAACAGCGGAGCCUGGUUACGUGUACCACUGCCACAUCUUGGAUCAUGAGGACAAUGCGAUGAUGAGACCCUUAAAAGUCAUCCGUUGA
This is a messenger RNA of Prunus armeniaca (apricot), 1740 nucleotides long. NCBI's taxonomy places the organism in Eukaryota, Viridiplantae, Streptophyta, Magnoliopsida, Rosales, Rosaceae. The record is from the annotation of a GenBank genome assembly.